Messenger RNA from Rhinichthys klamathensis goyatoka, 2581 nucleotides. RefSeq names its product myotubularin related protein 12 (gene mtmr12). Lineage: Eukaryota; Metazoa; Chordata; Actinopteri; Cypriniformes; Leuciscidae. The transcript is spliced from 17 exons. Bases 134 to 2395 code for a protein of 753 amino acids. The record is from RefSeq and is a predicted model, not a curated record.
CAGAGCAGGUUUGUUUUCCAUUCCAACCAAAGGAAAUCCGCGCUUGCUUGUGCAAAGAGAGAGGGAGGAAAGUUGUGUUCGCACUCUCCCGGAUUUCCACCUGACUGCUCGGGAAGCGGGAUACUGUGGCGCAAUGUUGAGUUUGGGGAGCGGAGGAGCGAAGUCUUCUAAACCGUCGUUUGUGUCUUAUGUUACACCCGAGGAAAUAAAAUUGGAGAAAUACCUGCCAAAGAAGGAGAAGCAUCCUGAUUUGCUACCAGGUGAAGUGGUGUUCUGUAGCGCCAACCCCAUUCUCAAAUACACUCAAGAUGACCUCUCCCAGCGUGGCGUCUUUGGCACGUUGUUCUGCACCAAUUUUCGUGUUACGUUCUUAAGUGAUGAGCUGACACAGGAAGAGACGUCCAAGACCUUUAAGAACAAACUCUAUGGAGAAAAUGACAUUCCAUUAAUGUGUGUGGAUCACAUCUAUGGUGUUUAUGAUGAAAAAAGGAAACUGAUAACAGGAAGCUUUGUGAAGAACAAAUACCCAUCCAAAAUAAUAAUUCACUGUAAAGAUCUACGCGUCUUUCAGUUCUGCCUAACAUUCACCAAGGAGGAGGAUACCAAAAAGAUCUUUCAGGGUAUUGCUCACCAUUGUUUGGAGGAGAAAUCUCUAAAGUGCAUCUUUGCUUUUUCCUAUGCUGGGACACCAAGCCCAGAAAUGCAAAGGAAACGGGAGACAAUUAUGUUUGAGUCACCAGAGGACUGGACACAGGAAAUGAAACGGACCAAAGCGAAAUGCAGAUUAGUGACAGAAAAUGAGAACUUUGAACUCUCUCAAAGGUUACCGAAGUACUUUGUCAUCCCAUCAGCACUAGAUGAUUUAUUCAGCUAUCAAGGGAAGGGAUUGCCAAUCUGGUGUUGGUCUCAUCACAGCGGUUGUGCUCUCUUCAAAGGAUCUUUCCCACCUAUGACACAGGAAGAAGGGGAUUUCCAAAAGCACUUGGACACAAUGAUAAAUGCAGUCGCACAUAAUUACCUCUACUCCGUAAAAACAGAGGACCUCUCAGAAUCCCUUCCUACGAUCCUAGACAUCCAGCAGUCAUAUAACAAGUUCAAACAAUUCUUUCUUAUCGAUAAUUCAACCGAUUUUUGGUUGUCAGAUGUGAAAUGGUUCUCUUCCCUUGAAAGCUCAGGAUGGCUAGACAUUAUUAGACAAUGUCUCCACAAAGCAGUAGAGGUGGUUGAAUGUAUUGAUAAAGACAACACAAAUGUCCUUGUAACAGAGGAAGAGGGAACAGAUCUGUGCUGUGUGAUCUCCAGUCUGGCUCAGAUAAUGCUGGACCCUUAUUACAGAACACUGAUGGGUUUCCAGAGUCUGGUGCAGAAGGAGUGGGUGGCUGGUUGCCAUGCCUUCCUGGAUCGAUGUAAUCACCUCCACCAGAAAGACAAGGAGUGUCAUUCUCCAGUCUUCCUCCUGUUCCUGGAGUGUGUGUGGCAGCUUGUUCACCAGCACAGCCCGGCUUUCCAGUUCUCAGAGACUUACCUGACUGUGCUGUCCGACAGUGUUCACGUGCCAGUCUUCAGCACCUUUCUGUUCAACUCUGCCCAUCACAGAGAAAGUGUUAUGAAGGCCGAGUCACCACUUGCACAAAGCGGCACAUUGAGCUGCCCUACAGUGUGGGACUGGUCUGUGCAGUUUGACAGCAAGGCCCAGAAUUUCUUCUUUAACCCACUGUAUUCAGAGAAGGUUAAACAUGAGAAGACUGUACGCAAACCUCACAAGCCCAAGCUAAUUUCAAGAUCAAAGACCACAAUAGGAGAGAGAGCGCCGUCAGGACUGCACCAAAGACAGUUAUCCUUACCCAGUGCAGCCUUCAAAACCCCACCCAAGAAAGGUUUCUUUAAGGAGGAGACCGACAGCCUUAAAAAGAUGCUACGAGUGAAGCGUAUCAGUCGCUGGAUGGGCUCUCCUGACUCCCCUGUGGCCGCCACCCGUGAGUUCUACGAGUCCUGGCAACAGCGUCCUCUGGACUAUCACGGCAUCCUGCUCCCCAGUCUGGAUGGACCGGCUGUCCGCGUCUGGAUGCAGCGCUACGUGCGCUGGAUACCUGAGGUGCACAUCCAGGGCGGCGGCUCCAUGGCCGUCAUGACCAAGCUUAUGGAACUUCUAAGUCAGGUGCAGGAUCUGAAGCGUGUGCUGGAGCAGAGAGACGCAUCACAAGCUGCUAAAUUUGAUCACCGUCCACACCUUCAGCACCGGCUGCUCUCGUUCGGCUCCUCGGGACGAUUGUCAUCUUCAUUCCCCUUCGCUUACAGCCGCAACCGAUCUUUCAAGCCCAUCAUUCCUACAGGUCUAAUGCAAAGCCUUAUGGUAACUGACAACCUAGCUAGUCAGGAGGAUGAGGCCAGUUAGGUUGUCAGUUUGAUUUAACAGGGAAUCUGUUUUCACCCAUAUGUUAAAUAUGUGUCCAUAUAUUAUUAAAUUAUAAUUAUAAUAUAAAUCGGGAUUAUAUUGGCCUCGUCAGAUCCAGAUUAAAAUCCUGAUGAUGGUGCUUAAAAGUGCCUUUGGCGCUAAAGUGGGUCCUUUUGGAAAGGAAAA